AUGUUGGAGUACUUCACCUACAAAAAAGUCAAGAAGCACAAGGCCGAAAAGUCUGCCAAGGACGAAGCCAAGCAGGAAGCUGAGGAUGCAAGAGCGGCAGACACCUCCGCCACGGACACCAAGAACGAGCAGGAGCAAGCGCAUCACCGCAAACACCAUGGCGACAAACACGAAGCGGUCAUUCGCCCUGACGACGAGAGCUUCCUCGAGGAACUGCUCGCCAAUGAUGACAUACCGCCGCCGCCACUACCCCCGCGCCUCUACUCCCGCGACUUAGAUUGGCAUUCGGACAACGAAGACGCAACCCCAUCUACCAGCCAACUUCCCACCGACGGCAAAGACAAAGGCAAAGAAAAGGAAAGCCAACCGAAGAAGCAGAACCGCCUCUCCGCACUCUUCACCCGCUCCAAACCAAAGACAGACACCCUCCAACCUUCCGCGGCCACCACGCCCGCCGAACAAGAAAAAGAGAAGAAGGACCUCUCCAAAGUCCUCGACCGGCUGAACCUCUCCGUGAAAAACAACAAAGUCAUAUCCACCGACUCCUCAGCCGCCCUCCAAUCCUUCACAAACGUAUUCAAAGAUUUGGUGAACGGCGUGCCCACCGCCUACGACGACCUCAUGAAGAUCAUAGACGACAAGGACGGCGCCCUGGCCAAAGGCUUCGACAAGCUGCCCAACUCGCUCAAGAAGCUCGUCACCCAGCUCCCCGACAAGAUCACCUCCUCCCUGGGGCCGGAGUUGCUUGCCGCCGCAGCAGCCAGCCAGGGCAUCAAGGCGGAUAGCAAGGGCGGGCUUAAAGGCACAGCGAAGAGCGUGUUCAUGCCGACGAAUCUGGCGCAGCUUGUUACCAAGCCGGGUGCGAUUGUGGGCAUGUUGAGGGCCAUUGUGGAGGUUUUGAAGACGCGGUGGCCGGCGUUUAUUGGGAUGAAUGUCAUUUGGGGGGUGGCUUUAUCCCUUUUGCUGUUUGUGUUGUGGUAUUGCCAUAAGAGGGGGAGGGAGGUGCGUCUUGAGAGUCAGCAGACGGUUGAUGGGGGUGAUAGGAUUGAGGAGUUGGAGGAUGAUCCUGCUUUGCCGGCUCCGGAGGCGGAUGAGUCGUCUGUGGAGGGAGGUGCUAGGAAGAGUGAGAGGGAGACGGAUGUGUCUGCUGUAGAGGGAGGUGCUAAGGAUGAGAGGGAGACGGUUCAAGCUGAGCGGUAG
Messenger RNA from Pochonia chlamydosporia 170, 1200 nucleotides. RefSeq names its product ring-like domain-containing protein. The transcript has 2 exons. NCBI's taxonomy places the organism in Eukaryota, Fungi, Ascomycota, Sordariomycetes, Hypocreales, Clavicipitaceae. Bases 1 to 1200 code for a protein of 399 amino acids. The record is from RefSeq and is a predicted model, not a curated record.